GCAAAUCAUUAGCUAUAGUAACAGAUAAUUUAUUAAAUAUUUAUUGGCACCCUUAGUUCCGAGAAGACAUCACUCGCCUUAACUGAAAUGCUGCUUUUGGGUGCACUGAGUGUAAUUUUUGUUGCAAGUUCUAUAGAAGGAGCGAAACCACCAGCUGAUCCUUCUAUUUUAAUAAUUGGUAGUGGACCGUCGGGAAUUGCAGCAGCAACAAAAUUAUUAAAAAAUGGUUUUAAUAAUUUUAAGAUUUUGGAAGCCGAAGGCAGAAUUGGUGGCAGAAUCCACAGUGUAAAAUUUGGAGAAGCUUACGUUGACUUAGGAGCAGAAUUCUGCCAUGGCGAGGAAAGUAAUAUUGUCUAUUCCAUGGUAAAAGACCUAAAUCUUCUGAAACCCACCGGGAUAAAAGGGAGUUUCUUCAUAUCAAAUGGAGAGGAAGCUGAAAACAGCACCAAGCAAAAAAUAAUGGAUUUCGCCGAAAAGUUAAAUUCAAAUAACGAUCCCAUUCCGGGCUGCGAAAAUGUAACGUCAGUGGGAGACUGUUUAGAUAUUAAGUUUAAAACUUUAGUAGAAUCUGGCAAGGACGAUAAAGAAAAGGAGGUGUUAUCAAAUACAAUGGACACGAUAACUAGUUACAUUAGUGGAUAUGAUAGCCCUCUAGACCUGCACGAUUUAAAAUCAACCACAUUGUUUCAGACUAGCAAGGGAGACCAGACAUUGAACUGGGACGGACAUGGAUACAAGACGAUAUUAGAAAUUAUGAUGCAAAAAUAUCCGGAUCCAACCAAACAGUUGCCCAUAGAUGACAAAAUCUUACUCUCACAUAAAGUGGCCAACGUUUCUUGGCAAGAUGGCAAUAAAGUUAAAGUAGUAACAGAAAAUAACACCAUGUUCGAGGCUGAUCACGUUAUAUUUACUCCCUCGCUAGGGGUGCUAAAAGCCAGCCAUCAACAUAUCUUUAAGCCACAACUACCAGAAGAGAAAAUUGAAGCAAUAAAAAACAUGGGAUAUGGGGCAAUUGCAAAAGUGAUUGUGCACUUUCCGGAACGCUGGUGGGGUAACACCACGUGGUGGUCAUUUAUCUGGACCAAAGAAGACAGAGAAAAACUUACAGAAAUGAAUUUAUCAUGGCUAAGAGACAUAAGUGCCUUUGUCCAAGCAGAAAACAAUCCAAAUGUCUUAGUAGUAUGGGUCGCAGGAGGAUUUGUGCCUUACAUAGAAACUCUAUCAGAGGACAAGGUUAUGGAAGGAGUUAAAUAUCUUAUAAAUACAUUCUUGCCCACACAUUUUAAUGUCACCAUGCCAGAUACACUUAUAAGAACUAACUGGUAUUCUAACCCAAACUUUAAGGGCACAUACUCUUACGAGUCUACAAAGGGUUACUUAGCAGGGGGUAAAAACUUGCAGGAAAAACUGGGAAAACCUUUGAAAGACAAGGAUGGGAAGCCUGUUGUUUUAUUUGCCGGAGAGGCUACACACCCUUAUUAUUUUUCGACUGUUCAUGGAGCUAUUGAAACUGGUUAUAGAGAAGCUGAUAGAUUAAUACACUGGCAUAAAAAAUAUAUUUUGUAAAUUAAAUUGGCUCAUUAAAUUAAAUGUUGUGACUGAAAA
Molecule: messenger RNA, 1605 nt
Organism: Anthonomus grandis grandis
Lineage: Eukaryota; Metazoa; Arthropoda; Insecta; Coleoptera; Curculionidae
Product: spermine oxidase-like
Exons: 2
Coding region: 88-1566 (492 amino acids)
Molecular function (GO): polyamine oxidase activity
Source: RefSeq, a predicted model, not a curated record